AGAGAUUUCUUUCCUUUUUUUUUUUUUUUUUUCUCCCUUUUUUUGUAACUGUGUGUGUGUGUGUGUGCGUACGUGUAUAUGUGUUUGUGUGUGGCGGUUUUGGCAAGCUGCAGUCGGCUUUGCAGAUGCCAUGUUUGAGCAGUGAGCAUGGCGGAAAAUCAUCUGGAGUACGGCUACCUGGAAGGCGAGUCCAUCGGGGAGCAUUUCAGCGAGGACCCGUGUCGUCCACAGUGGCUUCAAGUGCUGGUUUUCGUCCUUGCGACUUAGGAGCUGGCGGCCAUCAAGGCCAGGGUUCAGGAGCUGGAGAUGGAAGAAGAGACCGACAGACUGAAGGAGGAGGAGGAGAGGUGUGAUGCACCAGAGAUGCAGCUGCUGACCAGUAGCCCUCGGCCCGGACCUUUCUACAAUAUGACUCCUGAGGAGAGGAUAGAUGCAGACAACAGAUCAGUUUAUGUUGGAAAUGUAGACUAUGGAGCUACUGCGGAUGAGUUGGAGAUCCAUUUCAACGGCUGUGGGCCUGUCAACCGAGUUACCAUCCUAUGCGACCGGUUCUCCGGCCAUCCCAAGGGCUUUGCUUACAUUGAGUUCUCCGAUCGAGACUCUGUGCAGAGUGCUAUUGGUUUGCAUGAGACGUUGUUCAGAGGAAGGGUCCUCAAGGUAAUGCCUAAGAGGACCAAUAUGCCGGGCAUCAGCACGACAGACAGGGGAGGACACAGAGGAGGCCACUCCAGAGGAAGAGGCAGAGGUUACCGCCCCCCCAGAUAUCAUAACAGCUCACGAGGCAGGUUCCGGUACCAGUCAACCAGGCCACAACAUCAAACACCCCAUCCUUACUAUGGAGGCCCCUCAGUGGGGAAGAGACAGUGGGGACACAUGGACUACCAUGAACAGAUGCCUAAACGUUACCCAUGUCUUCUUCUCAUCACGCCACCAUCGGAGGAGCUGGGGGCAGGGUCGAGCGGACAGCACUAUCCUCAACAGCGCUAGCCCUACCCACAGCGUACAUCCCAAAUGGGUGGAUAGAAGGGAUCAUUUUAACAAAAGUUUCGAGGCAUUACCGAGUAGAGUAUUAUGUGACAGGUACAGAAAGGACAGCAGAGAUGACUCUCUUGAGUUGCACCCCUGCAUCGGGCCUUCAAUUAGGUGAGGAAUGAAGAAUGAAGACUGGGGUCAGAGGUGUUGCAUUAUAAGCUUAUGUUGCUGUGAAUGCAUGGGACAAUCCUCAAAUUGUUAUGCAGUUGCAUCUCUUAAUGUUUUUACAAACUGAUGCGAAUGUUUUGUGUCGCUGCCUGCAAUGUAAUGUAUAAAUCCUCCCAAUGUAUAACUUUGCUAUGUAAGUGAAUAAAUAAAACAAUGAUCUGGUG
Molecule: messenger RNA, 1364 nt
Organism: Xiphias gladius (swordfish)
Lineage: Eukaryota; Metazoa; Chordata; Actinopteri; Istiophoriformes; Xiphiidae
Gene: pabpn1l
Product: PABPN1 like, cytoplasmic
Exons: 6
Coding region: 307-987 (226 amino acids)
Molecular function (GO): RNA binding
Source: RefSeq, a predicted model, not a curated record